AUGUUUUGAAUAAUCUUAUGUAGACCCAUUUCCAUGACCCACCAUGCUUUCAUUUGCUUAAUGGAACAAGAAAAGAAGCAACCAGAAAAGCAUGGCAUCUUCUGCAUGGUGUUUGGAGGCUACAGGUAUGGAGGCAAACUUUGGUUCAUAAAUCUCUAUGCAAAUUCAAUCACAAAAUUUAAUCCUCUCCCUAUGUGAGCCUUCUUUCUUGAGGCUCUAGUUAUUUGUUUGUUGAGAUUUGUCAAGGAAUUAUGAUCAAGGAAAACUUCUACACUCUUUUGCUUCUAAGUUUGAAAGGUUAGAGUAGACUAAGCCCUCAUCAAUUUUACUUUCUGUUUUGUUGAAACUAUAAAAGUUGAAGUCCUAUAGGGUUUGAUCAAGAAGUUAUCAUGCUUCAAACUAGAAUCAGUAUUGGUCAUUGUUCAUGAGUUUAGCUCUGUUGUUAUACUACUGGUAAAAUAAGCCUUGAAAUUUCAACUGCCAUUGCUGGGGAAGAAAAGAAGCUCAAUUGAGUUAAAAGUAAGAAAGUAAAAGACCUUCACAGUGGUUUUUGGAUCAAUGGGAACUUCUGGCUUUUUCCUAAUAUGUGUUCUGCAUUCUGCAAUAGCUUUGACUUGUGGAGCUCUUAUGGUGUUUUACUCCAAAGAGAUCUUUGUGUUUGGUCAUGGAGAAGAGACAGCAAGCAAGCUUCAAGGGUCAACACCCCACGAUCAGCUACUGAUUCAAACCUCAGAUUCCUUCUCUGGGUUCUUGUUGUUCACAAUUGGGUUCCUUGUGUUCAUGGUUGCUUGUGUUAAGGACUUGGAGUUCCAGAGUUUCUUUGCAAAAGGGUGUGUGCUUCUUCACAUUUCUAUGGCAGUGUGGAGAUUCUACUUUGAGAGUAAGCAUGAAGAUCUUGCCCAUAACUGGCCCAGGCAUGCUUUUGGGGACAUUGCAUUGGCCAUUUCAUGGGUCUUCUUUCUUGUGUACAUGUGGAGGGACAAAUAUGAUUGAUUAGUUUAGUAUGUUGGGGGUUUGUAAAAGUGUUAACAGUGCCAAACAAAGGUUGAGUUUUGCUGGAAACUGUGCUUACAUCUGAUGAAAAAUCUUGUGUUUUGUUUGGGCUGUGAUUGCUGAAAUUGUCAUGGUGUAUGAGGAGACUUUGUGGAUGUUUGGCUAACAAAGGAUGGAACUUCUUCUUGUGCUCAUCUGUUCAUGUGUACAAUUUUCAGUGUGAAUUUUUUCUGUGUUGCAUCCAUUAUAUUGGUGAAAAUGUGUUUAUCCAGAUUAUAUUAUAUAUUACUAUACAUUC
Molecule: messenger RNA, 1291 nt
Organism: Gastrolobium bilobum
Lineage: Eukaryota; Viridiplantae; Streptophyta; Magnoliopsida; Fabales; Fabaceae
Exons: 1
Coding region: 559-993 (144 amino acids)
Source: RefSeq, a predicted model, not a curated record